This is a messenger RNA of Triplophysa rosa, 2692 nucleotides long. RefSeq names its product ankyrin repeat and SOCS box containing 7 (gene asb7). NCBI's taxonomy places the organism in Eukaryota, Metazoa, Chordata, Actinopteri, Cypriniformes, Nemacheilidae. The record is from RefSeq and is a predicted model, not a curated record. Gene Ontology annotation, biological process: intracellular signal transduction. The coding region runs from base 111 to 1157 and encodes 348 amino acids. The transcript is spliced from 5 exons. Gene Ontology annotation, molecular function: protein binding.
GCGUUUGACAGCUGAAAUCCGAUUGGCCGCUGCUGUUUGAAGCCUUGGAGAUGAUGUUCAUGGCUACCUGACUGUGUUUUUAAAUAUGAUGGAGUUGGAUGUGAAUAUUGAUGCAGAACACAAGGACUGUUUCAGAUCUACGAGACGUUAAUGAACGGGACAUCGGCGCGUCUGACUCUCGUACUGCGAGAUGUGACAGGAUGCUGAACCAUCACUGCAGAAGGAACCCGGAGCUACAGGAGGAGCUGCAGAUCCAGGCAGCGGUGGCGGCCGGCGAUGUCUACACCGUCCGCAAGAUGCUGGAGGAGGGCUACUCGCCCAAGAUCAGAGACGCCAACGGCUGGACGCUGCUGCACUUCUCCGCAGCCAAGGGCAAGGAGCGCUGCGUGCGAGUUUUCCUCGAACACGGAGCCGAUCCCACAGUGAAGGAUUUCAUCGGAGGCUUCACUGCUCUCCAUUACGCCGCCAUGCACGGCCGCGCCCGCAUCGCCCGCCUCAUGCUGGAGUCGGAGUAUCGUAGCGACAUCAUCAACGCCAAGAGCAACGACGGCUGGACCCCUUUACACGUGGCGGCCCACUACGGCCGCGACUCCUUCGUCCGUCUCCUCCUGGAGUUCAAAGCCGAGGUGGACCCGCUCAGCGACAAAGGCACCACGCCGCUUCAGCUAGCCAUCAUCCGCGAGCGUUCCAGCUGCGUGCGCAUUCUGCUCGAUCACAACGCCAACAUAGACAUUCAGAACGGCUUCCUGUUGCGUUACGCCGUCAUUAAGGGCAACCAUUCGUACUGUCGCAUGUUCCUGCAGAGGGGAGCCGACACCAACCUGGGCCGACUGGAGGACGGACAGACGCCCCUGCACCUGUCGGCCCUCAGAGACGACGUGCUGUGCGCUCAGAUGCUGUACGCGUACGGAGCCGACACCAGCACCAGGAACUACGAGGGCCAGACCCCUGUGGCCGUUUCCGUCAGCAUGUCUGGGAUCAGUCGGCCCUGUCUGGACUUCCUACAGGAGGUCACGAGGCAGCCCAGGACUUUGCAGGAUCUGUGCAGGAUAAAGAUCCGUCAGUGUAUCGGCCUCCAGAGCUUAAAGUUUCUGGAAGAUCUGCCCAUCGCCAGGGUGAUGAAGGACUACCUGAAACACAAGUUCGACAACGUUUGACGCAGGCCCACCGCGUGCACUGAGCCUUUCUGUAGGUUCCCGGGGAGACUAUGCAAACUCUUUUUUUUAUUUCCACUCGAACCUCUGAGAGCAGGUGCACAGUUUUUGUACAAGCGUGUUUGUACAGAGCGAAAGUACAUAUUUACAGAGUAAUGACUGUGAAACGGGAGCACCGUAUGGCCAGCUUGAUACGUUUGUGUGUGUUUGGCUUGUGCACCUUGAGAAAUUCCUGACCCACAACAGGAGAAUUCGCGGAAGUUUGAUACGUACCAAAUAUCGUUUUUUAUCGACAAGGCCUUUGUAAGUAUUGACAUUUUCUAUCGUCUAAAUUCUCAGACAAGAACACGGAUAAAUCCCUUCAUGUCACUCUGUUUGAUAUGAAUAAAAACAUGCAUGCGGUAACCGUAUCCUCAUGUCUGGAGACAUUAUAAUAGCUCUUUAAAAAUGUAACAAUCCUAACAAAUACUAAAAACCUUUGGGCCACAUGGGUUAAAAAAACCCGUUUCUCUUGCGCUCGACCAUGAAUCCGAGCCAGAUUUUUUGUUCUCCAGGAAGAGAUUCCGAACGAAAGGUGCUUGGCUUUGCAUCCACAGUUAUGGGAAAAGGUAUAGUCGUGACAAGCUUCUCUAGGUAAACAUGUAUACACUCAUAAAUCAAUGUAAAUAUUUGUGUCAUAUGUACAGCAGAUAUUUUUAGACUAUUUAAGCCACAUGCUUGUGUUCUCAACGUGAUUCUGUGUUUUUCAUGUGACCUGUUAAGGGCUUCGAUGUGGGAAUGUUUCAGCCUGUAAUUAUAAGAAUAUCAACUGCUAUUAUUUUCAUGCUUGAUUUCAAAUCAAUUGGCCGUAAUGUUUUGUUUGCGCCCAUGAAAGAAUCUUAAAUCUUUGCUUUCAGUUUUUGUCUCUUUUGUAAUCUAACAGUUUUAAAUGCACUUACUUUUUUUGUUUGUCCCACCCACGUCUGAAUAGCAUUAAGUUGGCACUUGCUAAAGCAAACAUUUCCUCCCAUUAACAUCUCAGUCAAGGUGACGGAGCGUUUAGGGGGCUGUACUGACGUUAGUUAGUACUCGUCCGCUAAUCAUCGUAUUUUUUUACCGUGCCACUUCAGACACUAUCUGCCUUUACUCGCAUUCAGUCUCAUCGCAUCAUGAACAAGUGCAUUAAAGCCACCCGCCGCAGCAUUAAAUUAUUUACGUCUCCGUGUGCGCUCUUUCUUGUCUUGUUAGUAUGGAUUUGCUUUAUGUCUGAAACGAUCUCUGAGCGAAUGAUUGUUACCGUAAGGUAUUGAAGGUUUGGAGGAUGUGUUUCGCACCCAGGGAUUGCUUGAGCUUUCUGAAACGUCUUUAAGAAUCGAAAGUCUUCCAAAACGUCAACUACUGAAUGUAUAUAAUGUGCUGUUUGCCGAGCUUCAAGUGUACAACUGUGUGAAUAAAUGGAUCUCUUUUGUUAUAUUUUGAAGCAGUAAUUGUGCCGUGCUCAUCCAUUGCAUUUUUUUUUCAGAGAGUUUGAUUUCAUAAUAAAAUGUCUGAUGAACAUG